AAGGAGUCAGUCUGUUCUAUACUUUGGAUUGUCAAAUAUUUGCUGGGACAGUGACCGUUGGUCUCCGACUGGCUCAGUACAUCUGUGAAGUGACAAAAACGGCUGCAGGAUGGCAAUAAGAAGUCACAACUGGAGGGGCGUUCUUGUCUUCUUUGUCAUUUUGGGGUUAUACCUGGCCCAUGGGGGCACUAAAGGAGGCAAGUCAAAGCACAACCAAGAGAAAAUUCCAAUUCCUGAAGAACUGUUUAUGAAUCCUACAAAUAGUACCACAGAUUUUACAGCUUAUAACAUAUCAGAAAUGAAUAGCAACUUUGGAUUCAACCUCUACAGGAAGAUGGCUGACAAGCAUGACAACAAUAUCUUCUUCUCCCCUUUCAGUGUUUCCUUCACUCUGGCUUCCUUAUUGCUUGGGACCCAGGGAGACACUCAUGAGCAGCUGCUGAGUGGUCUAAAUUGGGAGGCAUUUAAGAAGCAACAACACCUCUAUAAACUGGCAACAUUGCUGAAAGAAGUGAGGGAAGGAGUCACAAAGAGCGAAGGGUAUUCUCUGGACCUAGGAAGCCUCUCCCUUGUACAGGAACAAUUUUCUCUCAAAGAAGAAUUUCUCAACCAGACUAUUAUGUACUUUGAUAUGGAAUACCAAAAUAUUGAUUUCCACAACCCUAAUGCCAAGCAUGCAAUCAGUGCCAUGAUCAGUAAGAAGUCAAGGGGUAGAAUUUCUGAGCUUCAGGACAAUUUUGACCCCCAGACCAAACUGAUGCUAUUAGACUUCAUCUUAUUUAAAGGUAAAUGGCAAGUUCCUUUUAAGCCGGACUCAACAGCAACAGACACGUUCUUUAUAAACAAAUACAAUUCGGUAAAAGUGCCGAUGAUGUACAAGAAUGAUAAAAUUGCCUCAAUGUAUGACAAAUUAUGGUCUUGCAUUGUCCUGAACCUCCCAUACAGAGGGGGCGCUCACAUGCUGAUCAUUAUGCCAGAAAAGGAGGAGAACUUUGAUGCAUUAGAGGAUGGAUUAACAAUGGAGCUUGUUGCAAGGUGGUUGCUGAAAAUGAAGAGCAGAAAAACUGAUAUUUUCUUUCCAAAAUUCAAACUGGACCAUAAGUACAAACUGAAAACGUCCCUGGAAGAUCUCGGAAUUAAAGACGUAUUCACUGGGAAGGCGAACCUGACCCGCAUGACGGAGGAAAGGAACCUCCUACUUUCCGAGGUAACACAACGAGCUGUGAUAGAAAUCGAUGAGAUUGGGACAGAAGCCUCCGGGGUCACCGGCUUAGAAAUCAUCGCCUAUUCAAUGCCUUACACAAUCCGACUUAAUCGACCCUUCAUCUUCAUGAUUUUCGAUGAAAAGUACAAAUCACUACUCUUUAUUGGAAGAAUUAUUAACCCAACUAGCUCCAAAGACUAAGCAUUUCUUUCACAGCUUACUAAAAGCACCAGUCACACCCAAUUUAAAGAAUAACUAUUCUGAAAACAGAGUUCCCAGAUUGGGAAGCUUCCCACCUGGGUAGACAUUCAGUAGGGAUUGCUUCAUAUUAGCACCACCAGUUGAGCAGCAGCAGUACAGCAGCUUUGGAAAUUCUCCUGCCUUGGGUAAGAUUGGGGGGGGGGGAGCUUCCAAAUGGGGGAAACUCCACUUUAAAUGGAGUUCUUCUUUACAUAAGAAUUUAACCACAAAAAAUAUUUUGUACCUUAUAGUAGAGUAUGAACUAAAUGGUUACUAUUCCAUCCAUGAGAUACUAAACUGCCCAGUUUGGCGUUACAUCACAUUAAAUAAAAAUUUAAAGCAAAAUAUUAUUGUUACUUGUUAAUAAUAUUCCCUCUGCUGCAGUUUUACAGACUAAAAGCUGCCUGGGUUUUUUUUAGUUUAUGAGCAAGUAAAUCCACUAAUUAUAUAGUGUACUUAUCAAUAAUACACCUCGUAUAACCAUGCAGAUUGAUAGAUUCACAUACAUAUACAUUGCUAAUGAUAACACAACAAACGUAACUGACACGUUAUGCAUUGCUGUGUUAACUUUUUGUUCUUCACCGGGAGCCAUUUACGCAUGGAAUUCUGCAACUUCCUGUCUGAGAUGCAUAUAGUAAGAUACUGAACGCAGAUUACUUAUUGCGUACCAGGGAUGCUGAGGCCCUUAUGUCUGCAGCCUAAAACCAUCAACAUAGAGCUGUGCGUUGUAGUUAUUUAAAGCUAUUAGGAAGGAGGGUAGUGAGUACUCCAUGACACAUUCUUUUUUUAAGCACGUUUCUGCUUAUAAUGAACCAUCUGAACAUAUGCUGUCUAUCCAAAUCUGUAGGGGAUGAGGUCAAUUUACCUACAGUCAUAAUCCCGACAGUCAAAAUACCGACAACCAUUGACCAACAGUCAAAAUCCUGACAUGGACAAGAUACCGACAUUUAAAAUACUGACAAGGUCAAAAUAACGUCAUUUAAAAUGUCGACAUGAGUUUUUCAUUAAAACAGACUUGUUCAUACUUUACCAUCCCAGUGGACCUUUAUGGGGAAUAUAUUAGUGUGCCAAGCGCAGCGAGGCACCGUGCCCGAAGCCGCGAGCCGUGCGAGGGGAUGCGGCACACUUAUACGGUGUCCAUGUCGACCUACACACAAAAAUCAAUGAAAAACUUCUGUUGACUUUUUGACCUGUCGACAUUUUAAAUGUCUGUAUUUUGAACUUGUCGGGAUUUUGGCCGACUGUCAAUUGUUGUCGGUAUUUUGACCGUCGGGAUCUUGAUUGUAUGUAUUUCAUACUAAACCCUUCUGUAGAACUGGUUGGGAGAUGAUGCAAUUUGUGACAGUAUUAACCAAAUGCAAACAAACCAAUUUUCUAUAUUAUGUGUACCCCGCUUUUCAACAUGAACUAAGUCAUGCAUGUAUGUGAAUAAACAUAUUUAGUAAUUAUUAAAUAAAACGUAACCUAUGAUUACUAAAACUCCUGAAA
Molecule: messenger RNA, 2932 nt
Organism: Pseudophryne corroboree (corroboree frog)
Lineage: Eukaryota; Metazoa; Chordata; Amphibia; Anura; Myobatrachidae
Gene: SERPINA10
Product: serpin family A member 10
Exons: 5
Coding region: 110-1405 (431 amino acids)
Biological process (GO): blood coagulation
Molecular function (GO): serine-type endopeptidase inhibitor activity
Source: RefSeq, a predicted model, not a curated record